UUUUUUUCUGAUCUUAUCCAUAUUCUGAAUGUGCCCAAAUUGUUAACGUUGCAUCUACACACGGUAUUAAAAUGUGUCUUCUAUCCUUCCACUGUGUCUGCAUUGUGACCAGAUUUGAUGGUGCCUCCCAGUAUACAGAUUAUUUGACACAUUUUUAAAAAAAAAUGUAUUUAUUUAUUUUAAGACAUGGUGUUACCUGUAAAUGAUUUUAGAGACCGGUAUAGUGAUGAUUUAAAUUAUUUGACCAUCCAGGUUGGUUUGUACUUGAUUGAUAAUAUCCAAAUACUCUGGGUCCCUGACUACCUCCGGAGGUGGUCAGGAAGAUCUGAUCAUGAUCAGAUCACAAUGCGUCUUUUAAUCGUCUAAAAAUGUGGGCACAAUCAGAAUAUGGACAAGACCAGGACAAAGGACGCAUGUUAGAACCAGGUAUAAACGGGGCUUCUGACUCAAUGUGUAUAGUACAAAGAAACUCUAAGGAUGAUUUUUUUUAUUCUAGUCUAGCGUUGAUCAUACUUACUAGGUGGCUGCACAUGUUACAGUAUUUUCUGAAAGAAAGGAUACAUGAAGUGCUGAGUAAAAAUGCCUAUAACAACACUCACAGCACGUCAUGUCUAGUGCCACCUACAGCGGGAACAAAUCCGACGAUAACUGUACCAAUGUGGACACCCUGAUGAAACGCUACUACCUGCCCGUCAUGUACAGCGUCAUUUUCGUUGUGGGGCUGCUGGGUAACGUCACCUCCAUCGCCAUCUACCUGAUCAAGCUACGACCCUGGAAGUCCAGCAGUAUCAUCAUGUUCAACCUGGCGUUGACGGAUCUUCUGUAUGUUCUGAGUCUGCCUUUCAUGGUCUACUACUACACCAACGGUGAAUCCUGGACCCUGGGCGACUUCAUGUGUCGCUUUCUGCGUUUCGGGUUCCACUUUAACCUAUAUGGUAGUAUACUGUUUCUCACCUGUUUGGCUGUGUUUCGAUAUGUCGUGGCGGCGCAUCCUCUGAGGGCGGCGCAGGUGCAGCAGAAGAGGUGGGGUAUCUUGGCGUGCGCUGUGGUCUGGGCCAUAGCCGUGGCAGAGAUCGUUCCCAUGCUCACCAUGAUCACCAUGGAGACUAAAAACAACAAGACCCAGUGUUUGGACUUUGCUAGCGGCGACCCGGCUGUCCUGUGGUGGUACGGCUGGCUGCUGACCGUGCUGGGCUACCUGCUGCCCCUGGUGGUGGUGGUGGUGUGUUACGCCGGUGUGGUCCGUGAACUAGCCAAGGGGCCCCACACCCACAACCCUUGCCGCGUACGGGCACGCCGCCUCAACGUACUGAUCCUGGUGGUGUUCGUGGUAUGCUUCCUGCCAUACCACGUCUUGAGGAUCCUAAGAGUAGACACCAGGAUGAAGCCUGAGUCAUCAUGUAUGAUGGUGCACUGGGUCCACACCGCUUAUAUCGUGUCCAGGCCCAUAGCGGGGCUCAACACCUUCUUUAACCUGGCUCUGUACACCUUGGCCGGGGACAAGUUCCAGCAGGCCUUCCUCAGUGUGUUCCCCUGGGGUUCCUGGUGGACCAAGUUCAGGACUCACCUCAAACUCAGCCUGGCUGUCGUCAGUAAGCCCAGUAACACAGCUUCAGCCAAAAGGCCAGCAGCCAUGGAUAUGGCAUGAAAUAUAGUACAGUGUUCUGUUUAAUUCUGUGUGGACAUUACUAUCAUGGCAAUAUAUUUUCCUUCAAUAUUGUAUAUACUGUACUGUGAUCCUGUAAAUAGAAAACCUUUUAUCAGAUUUUAUUAUACGCCAAUAUGAGGUUUACAGCAUGUGGUUUCUAUAAAUAUAUUAGAUACUUGUAAAGAGUGACUUUAUAUGUACUGUAUAGUCUAAUUGAUAUUGCCAUAUCACUUUAUUAUAAAUAAAUGUUUAACA
Messenger RNA from Oncorhynchus kisutch (coho salmon), 1903 nucleotides. Its product is annotated as 2-oxoglutarate receptor 1-like. NCBI's taxonomy places the organism in Eukaryota, Metazoa, Chordata, Actinopteri, Salmoniformes, Salmonidae. Gene Ontology annotation, molecular function: G protein-coupled receptor activity. The record is from RefSeq and is a predicted model, not a curated record. The transcript has 2 exons. Gene Ontology annotation, biological process: G protein-coupled receptor signaling pathway. Bases 608 to 1648 code for a protein of 346 amino acids. Gene Ontology annotation, cellular component: plasma membrane.